AUGGGGUGUUGUAACAUAUUCAAGCUUCCACGUCGAAAGCAGCGAGAGAAACCUGGAACACCGAUACCGCCGGUUCCUGUGCCGAUCAGUGACGACUCACAAGAGAAGCGGAGCGAGGAGCGGAGCGAGGAGCGGCCGAAAAGUUCCGUCACGACUGAUCUUCAUUCUAAGAGCACCGGGACUCCGGAACCCGCAGCGCAGAGCGUACCCGGACGUCUCUGGAAUCUGGCCUAUGAUCAGCUCAAAGCGAAGAACCCCAGAUUGAUCGAACACUAUGAGGUUAUACUCUCAAGUAGACUCGACGAUCGAGCGCUCGAUGCAACAGACGUUGACCUUCAGACCAAUAAGAUUAGCUCGGGGCUUCACAGAUCGCUUCAAAUGCAACAGCUUGUCGAUACCAGUUUGGAAAGAACAGAGAAGGAAGCUGCCACCAAAGAAGCAGUCGCGCAAGGCCUGCAGAUAUUCGCUGUUGUCAAGGAUAGCGUCGCAACAGCUACCAGAGCCUCACCAGAAGCUUCCGUGGCCUGGGUACCGAUCUGCUUUGCUCUUGACAUACUUUUGAACCCGCUCACUCAAGCUUCUUCAAAUAGAGAAGGAAUCGCCUACGUCGUGUCGAGAAUGGACUGGUACUGGCACCUAGCCGAUCUUCUCCUAGAGAACAAUCAAGAAGUACAACGAUCACAGCCUCUGCAAGAGCAACUUGAGAAGAGUCUCGUGGAACUUUACGCCAGUCUCCUGGAAUACCAGAUAAAGAGCAUAAUCACGUACCAUCGGCGACGUGGCAUCGUCUUCGCAAGGGACCUUAUCAAGUGGGAUGACUGGGAAGGCGAGCUGGCAGCGAUCAAGGACACGGAAGAGUCAAUACGGCAAGACGCAGCGCAAUUCAACACGCUUGAGAUUCGCGAUCAACUUCAGACUAUCGCCAAGAAGGCCGAAUCACAGGAUACCAGCUUGCAUAACAUCGUGUCUAGUAUCCAAGAGCAGACAAGGCGCGCUGUGGAAGAUACGAAGACUGCUGCGGACAACGCAUGUCUUCGUGACUUGUAUUUGACCAAUCCCAGCGACGACAAGAAACGUCUGGAAGAUGCGAAAGGGGGUUUACUAGAUGGCUCUUUUCGAUGGAUUCUGGACAACGCGAUCUAUCAGCGGUGGUGCGAAGACCCUGAUACGCGACUCUUAUGGAUUGAAGGCGCACCUGGUCAGGGCAAGACCAUGCUUAUGUGCGGAAUCAUCGGCGUUCUGAAUCGAACGGUACUAGAUGCUGAUUUACUAUCGUUCUUCUUUUGUCAGAAUUCGGAGCCACGCAACAACGAUGCCAGUGCAGUCUUGCGUGGUCUCAUUCACCAUCUCAUCAGUCAACGAUUAUCGCUUAUACGCCAUGUACGACUGGAGUAUGAUCAUGCGGGCCAAAACUUAUUCACCGACAAGAACUCAUGGAUGGCUCUAUCCAGGAUUCUUACCAACAUGCUAGACGACUGGGAUAUACGCCAGUCCAACAUCUACCUCAUGGUAGACGCUGUUGAUGAAUGCGUCGUGUCCGAAGAUCGCAAAAGGCUUCUGGAGUUGAUUGUGCAGCUUUCCAGAAAGCUUCCACACGUCAAGUGGAUCAUCUCUUCACGCGGCUGGAACGACAUUCGCGAUGUGCUUGCCGAUCAUCGCCCCAUGCUUCGCCUUGCACUAAAUCCUAAAUCUGAAGUAACCCUGGAGGCGAUCAACACCUACAUCGAGUAUAAAGUUAGGGUUUUGGCUAAGAAGAAGAGAUUGGAUCCGUCGAACGAAGCAGCUAUCCGGGACUACUUGAUUGACAAUGCCGGAGGGACAUUCUUGUGGGUAGCCUUGGUCUGCCAGAAGCUCGAAGGCCAUACGGGCGUACGUUAUAAAGAGAUCAUGCAAGCCUUUCCCCCUGGGCUUAAAGAGCUGUACAAGAGGAUGCUCCAGCAGAUUGAGUGCUUGGACGAGCCCGAAGCAAAUCUCUGCAAGUUCGUACUCUCGGUUGUAACAAUAGCCGUCCGACCUCUGCAUCUUUCAGAACUAGCAAGCCUUUUGAAGGAGCUCGACCAUAUCGCUGAUAAAGAAGCGGAAUCAAGGGAUAUACUCGGCGCCUGUGGAUCGUUCUUGUCGCUCCACAAUGGGAGGGUCGUCUUCGUCCACCAGUCGGCGAAAGACUAUCUCACAGGUGACGCUCGCAAGAUCGUAUUCCCAAAAGGACAAAAGGUCAUUCACGCUGCUAUAGUAGCUCGGUCCAUGGAGUUGCUAUCACAGUUUUAUCAGAAACCGUAUCGACGAGGGGAAACAUACGGUGGAAUCCAUCUUAUCUACCUCGCGUGUUAUUGGCCAUCUCAUGCCAUACGCAGCAAAGAUAAGAUCACGGCUCAUCUAUACUCUGGCCAAGGACCCGUUUGCACAUUCUUACGACAGCACGAGCAGCGAUGGCUUGAUGAAGUAGGUCCAGAGACAGGACGUCAGGAGGCUGCGGAUCUUUGGACAGAAUUCCUGAACAAGGUGAGUUCAAAUAAGGCCUGUGGAUCAGCCAUCUUCUAA
This is a messenger RNA of Alternaria infectoria, 2541 nucleotides long. RefSeq lists its product as uncharacterized. Bases 1 to 2541 code for a protein of 846 amino acids. The transcript is spliced from 3 exons. The record is from RefSeq and is a predicted model, not a curated record. Lineage: Eukaryota; Fungi; Ascomycota; Dothideomycetes; Pleosporales; Pleosporaceae.